Oncorhynchus kisutch (coho salmon) is the source of this 3090-nucleotide messenger RNA. Its product is annotated as ribosomal protein S6 kinase alpha-5-like. The transcript has 17 exons. Gene Ontology annotation, molecular function: protein serine/threonine kinase activity; ATP binding. NCBI's taxonomy places the organism in Eukaryota, Metazoa, Chordata, Actinopteri, Salmoniformes, Salmonidae. Gene Ontology annotation, biological process: protein phosphorylation. Bases 175 to 3090 code for a protein of 971 amino acids. The record is from RefSeq and is a predicted model, not a curated record.
AUUUUUGUUUUGCUUGACAAGCUAACCCAAUUUUUUUCAAUCAAAGCUAGCUGGUCAACACCACAUUGAAACUAAAUAUAGCUAGCUACAUGUGUUUCUGUAAUUUCAAACUAUCUAAGUAAUGUUACUGAUGUGCUAGCCAGCAAGUGUAUCGUUGGGCACAUUUGGAAUACAAUGCCAUCUUCGAUGGAAGGAUCUUCUAGAGAAGGUGAACCGUUUAUUGUGAAACAUGAGCUGAAAAAUGCCAACCUGACCGGCCACGUAGAGAGGGUGGGAAUUGAGAACUUUGAGCUGCUAAAGGUGCUAGGAACUGGAGCCUAUGGCAAGGUGUUCCUGGUGCGUAAAGUGAGCGGUCAUGAUGCAGGUCAACUAUACGCCAUGAAGGUGUUGAAGAAGGCCACAAUCGUACAGAAGGCCAAGACAGCAGAACACACACGCACAGAGAGACAGGUUCUGGAGCACAUCAGACAGUCACCGUUCCUUGUCACCCUCCACUAUGCCUUCCAGACAGACACCAAGCUGCACCUCAUACUAGAUUAUGUGAACGGUGGGGAGCUCUUCACACACCUGGUACAGAGGGUUCGGUUCAAAGAGCAGGAGGUGUCUCUGUAUAGUGGAGAGAUAGUCCUGGCGCUGGAGCACCUACACACGCUGGGUAUAGUCUACAGAGACCUGAAGCUGGAGAACAUCCUCAUGGACUCCAGCGGACACAUAGUGCUCACAGACUUUGGCCUCAGCAAAGAGUUUGAUGAGUUGGAGAGGACUUACUCUGUCUGUGGCACCAUUGAGUACAUGGCCCCAGAGAUCGCAGAGGGAGGAGAGGCUGGCCAUGACAUGGCUGUAGACUGGUGGAGCCUUGGAGUAUUAAUGUAUGAACUUUUGACGGGUGGAUCACCAUUCACUGUCGAUGGAGACCAGAACUCUCAUACAGAUAUCGCCAAGAGGAUCUCGAAGAAGGACCCUCCGUUCCCCAAAGACAUGAGCCCUCUGGCCAAAGACCUCAUCCAGCGCCUCCUCAUCAAAGACCCAAAGAAGAGACUGGGCUCUGGGCCUGACGGAGCUGACAACGUUAAGAAACAUCCAUUCUACCAGAAGAUAAACUGGGAGGACCUGGCAGCUAAGCGGGUGCUCGCCCCGUUUAAGCCGGUGAUCAGGGAUGAGCUGGAUGUCAGCAACUUUGCGGAGGAGUUCACCGAAAUGGACCCCACCUACUCCCCUGCAGCGAUGCCUCAGAACUGUGACCGCGUCUUUCAGGGUUACUCGUUCAUGGCCCCCUCCAUCUUGUUCAAGAGAAAUGCUGUGAUGGAUGACACGCUGCAGCUGUGUGGAGGAUCAAGAUCACAGAGACCAGGGUCUGCUGCUGUGGCCCGCAGCGCUAUGAUUAAGGACUCUCUGUUUUAUAUGAACUAUGAGAUGGACUUGAAGAACAAUGCCCUUGGUGAAGGAAGCUUCUCUAUCUGUAGGCAGUGCACCCACAAGAAGACUGGACAGAUGUACGCUGUGAAGAUCGUCAGUAAGAGGAUGGAGGCUCAGACACAGAAAGAGAUCACAGCUCUGAAGCUCUGCGACGGCCACCCCAACAUCAUCAAGACUCACGAGAUUUACCAUGACCAGCUGCAUACGUACCUGGUGUUGGAGCUGCUGCGUGGUGGAGAGCUGCUGGAGAGGAUCCGGAGGAAGCAGCACUUCAGUGAGACUGAGGCCAGCCGCAUCAUGAGGAGACUGGUGUCAGCCGUCAGCCACAUGCACGAUGUAGGAGUGGUACACAGAGACCUCAAACCAGAGAACCUGCUGUUCACAGAUGAGAGUGAGAACGCUGAGAUAAAGAUCAUAGACUUUGGGUUCGCCCGGCUGAAGCCUCCAGACAACCAGCUGCUGAAGACCCCGUGUUUCACCCUGGCCUACGCCGCGCCGGAGAUCCUCAAAUACGACGGCUACGACGAGUCAUGUGACCUCUGGAGCCUGGGGGUCAUCCUGUACACCAUGCUGUCGGGUCAGGUGCCUUUCCAGUGUCAGGGGAAGAGUCUGGCCCGCACCAGUGCUGAAGAGAUCAUGAAGAAGAUUAAACAGGGAGACUUCUCUUUCGAGGGAGAGGCUUGGCGGAGUGUCUCACAGCAGGCCAAAGACCUCAUACAAGAGCUCCUGACUGUGGACCCUGACAAGCGGAUCAAGAUGUGUGGUCUGAGGUACAACACCUGGCUCCAAGACGACAGCCAGCUCUCCUCCAACCCUCUGAUGACACCUGACAUCCUGGGUUCUUCCACCACCGUGUCUGUACACACCUACGUCAAGGCUACAUUCAAUGCGUUCAACAAGUGUACGCGGGAGGGUUUCCGUCUGCAGACGGUGGACAAGGCCCCGCUGGCCAAGAGGAGGAAGUUGAAGAAGACCAGCACCAGCACAGAGACCAGGAGCAGCUCCGGAGAGAGCACCCGCUCCUCCUCCUCCUCCUCCCAGUCCCACCCGGACACCCGCUCCUCCUCCUCCUCCUCCCAGUCACACCAGGACACCCGCUCAUCCUUCUCCACCUCUUCCUCCUCCUCCUCCAGCUUGUCUCACCACAACACCCACUCCUCCUUUUCCUUCUCCCAGUCUCACCAGGACACCCUCUUCUCCUCCUCCUCCCUGUCCCACCAGGACACGCUCUUCUCCUCCUCCUCCCUGUCCCACCAGGACAACCUCUUCUCCUCCACCCUGUCCCACCAGGACACCCUCUUCUCCUCCACCCUGUCCCACCAGGACACCCACUCCUCCUCCACCCUGUCCCACCAGGACACCCACUCCUCCUCCACCCUGUCCCACCAGGACACCCACUCCUCCUCCACCCUGUCCCACCAGGACACCCACUCCUCCUCCACCCUGUCCCACCAGGACACCCACUCCUCCUCCACCCUGUCCCACCAGGACACCCACUCCUCCUCCACCCUGUCCCACCAGGAGAAGACUGGGGGAGACGGUAUCGCCGACCCUCCACCCCAACCUUCCAUCAGCUCCACCACCACCCCUGUCACCACACCCCUCUCCAUGGGCUCAGACAACGACCCCGCCCCGGAACGCUCGCCGCCUCCAGCCUUCUACUUCUCAGACUGA